Molecule: messenger RNA, 1706 nt
Organism: Melitaea cinxia (Glanville fritillary)
Lineage: Eukaryota; Metazoa; Arthropoda; Insecta; Lepidoptera; Nymphalidae
Gene: Zasp66
Product: PDZ and LIM domain protein 3
Exons: 10
Coding region: 86-1174 (362 amino acids)
Biological process (GO): muscle structure development; actin cytoskeleton organization
Cellular component (GO): Z disc; filamentous actin; stress fiber
Molecular function (GO): actin binding; muscle alpha-actinin binding
Source: RefSeq, a predicted model, not a curated record
AUCGCAUAACGCUGAGUCUCACCGUCGUGCUCGCAAGUCCGCGCCAAAAGCGCGCUCGUGCAGUGCAUCAGUACUUCCCCGCGUCAUGGGGCGGCUGCAUACAUUCGUGGUAACGCUCCGGCGAGAUACCCGUGACACCAACUGGGGCCUGCGGCUAGUGGGCGGCGCGGAUCUCGCCACACCGCUCAUUGUCACGAGGGUAACACCGGGCACACCGGCCGGGCGUGAGCUUGCCAGAGGAGAUAUCAUCGCAAAGAUUGAUCAUUAUGAUGCACGCGAUCUACGACACGAAGAUGCCCAAAACCUUUUCAAAAACGCCCCUAAUCAAAUUAAGCUUGUUGUCCAAAGGGACGUAAACCAGGAGGGCCCGCGCAACACUGGGCUGGCGCCGCGCUCCCCUAUACCCAACGCUGUCCCACCACCUUUCAGGACCGCCAGUCCUGUACCGACACCGUGGCGUGGUCCCGAGUCUUUGCCGCGCAGCACACCAGUGCCUCCGCAGGCACAGUUCACUCCUAUGCAGGAGGGUGAAUAUAGGACGUUACUACUAUCGCCAACUUCAAAUCGCACCGAUGAAAGCAUUGACGAGUCCAUACAAAGCCAGCCGUACCGCACGACGCCGCUGGUGCUGCCCGGCGCGAAGGUCCGCCGCGAGCCCGGGCCCACGGAGAGCUACUUGCGCCACCACCCCAACCCUGCGAUGCGGGCGCCUCCUCACCACGAUUACCGCGACACGCUUAUGCGACAGAAGGUGGCCGAAUCGGUGUUGCAGCGAGUGAUCGGUGAAGAUUCGAAUAAGGUGGUGCACAAACAAUUUAAUUCGCCAAUCAAUCUGUACUCCGAACAAAACAUUGCCAAUUCAAUCAGACAGCAGACAUCGCCUCUGCCCCACAAGCCCACGCUGCUGUACGACCCCGCCAAGUCCGAGACGUACCGCGCGCUGCAGGAGCAGGCCGGCGGCGACGUCGCGCACGAGGUCUCCACGCCCGCGCAGACCAAGGUCUUCUCGCCGCCAGCCACAAAAAAGCCGGCUCCAGUUCCGAAACCCGUAAAACAGCCGGAUACAAAAGAAAAACAAGCGACCUUCGUAAACUCGUUACAAGAAGAGCAUAUCCAGCAAUCGAACUCCUUCAAACGCCUCAUGUACAACGUGCUAGGAGACACGGAGUUCUAGCGCGGCGCACGUCGACUCGAUCAACAUAAACAUAUUCGUACAUAACGUGUAACUCGAGAAAUAUACAUAAAUAUUACAAUUGCAUUCGUACGCUGUAAUAAUACGCGAGUAUUAUUUAUAGCAGAUCUAUUCUUCAUAUCAUAGCCGUCAAAUGAAAUUAGACGAAUAGAUUUUAUGGCGGAGAUUUUAUAACGAAUGAGCCAUUUUAGACUCGUGGGGUUAGUAACAAAUAAGACUAACAAAUUAUAUUAAGUUGCUACUAUUUUAAUGUUCCCUAAAGUGUGUAACGUUAUUUUUUGGUGGAUUUUCUAAUACUCGAGUAUUAGCGAUAUUAUUUAUUUACAAUAAGUAGCAAAGUAACUAUUGUUCUUUAUUACUAAGUGUCGAUUAUUAUCUGUUUGUACAGGAAUAAAAUAUUUAUACAUAAUGAUAUAAGAAAUGUUGAGUGUACAGUCUAGUCACUUCGACCUGAGCUCAGGUCAAACGAGAAUGAGAUUCGAACAUUUUUAAAUAAAAUAUUUAUUUUUAUGUA